UGAUAUUAUAUCUGAGCUUCGCUGGAUAUCUACGUACUUUGUUAGACUUAACAAAACUCAUUAUCACAUGAAAAGGUUCAAUAGGCCUAAACACAGUAGAUAAAUUAGUGAUCAUAACUGUCAAUCGUCGGAGAACGGAGAACGUUUGGAUCCUCGUCUGGUUUCUUCGUAAAAAAUAAAUUAUCUAACAAUAUGGGUCGAUUUUCCGGGAAGCAAUGCCGAAUGAUAUCGAUGUUCUGGCUAAACACAAUAUGCUUCUUCGUGGAGAUUUUAUACGGAUACAUUACAAACUCUACGACAUUGGUAGCUGACAGCGUUCAUAUGCUGAGCGAUGUGGCGACAUUGGUAGUGGCUUUCAUUUCGAACGAGAUAUCGUCGAAAAAAUGGUCCAAAAGUACCUUUGGAUUGGCAAGAGCCGAGGUUCUGGGAGCUUUUGUAAAUGCUGUGUUUCUAGUAGCGCUGUGUCUUACAAUCGCCGUUGAUGCUUGUAAACGGUUAAUUCAGGUAGAAGAUAUUCGUAGACCUGAAUUAAUUUACCCCGUUGGAGUGUUAGGAUUGAUCGUAAAUGUCAUUGGAUUGUUUUUAUUCCACGAUCACGGCGGACACAGUCAUUCGCACAGUAGAAUGUCGCACAACCAUUCAAAACUAAAGCAAUUAGCUUCAGCCGGCGCCACCAAUGCUACAGCUACAGAUGACAAUGAAAACGCUGAAAGAUUCCAACCACCUAAUCUUGUUCACGAAGAAAAGAGCACAUCAUCGCAACAAAUGAACAUGAGAGGAGUAUUUCUCCAUUGUUUAGCCGAUGCCCUAAACUCAGUUAUAGUUAUAAUUUCUGCUAUGAUUGUUUGCGAAACGAAUUGGAAGUACAAAAAUUACGUAGAUCCAACGCUGAGUUUAUUAAUGGUUACGAUAAUCCUUCGAUCUGUCUGGUCACUGCUACGAGAAACUGCGUUAAUUUUAUUACAAACGUUUCCUCCGCAUAUUCAAGUAGAUGAAAUUCGAAGUCGACUUUUAAAAAAUUUCAAUGGUAUCUCCGCGGUUCAUGAGUUCCACGUGUGGCAGUUGACCAGCGACAAACUAAUCGCAUCUGCUCACAUAAGAUAUAAAACUUUAUCCGAAUACACGAAAUUGGCGGAAAAAGUCGAAGAAUUUUUCCAUAAUGAAGGAAUUCAUUCUAUCACCAUACAGUCGGAAUUCGUUGAAUCGUUGACAGAUCGAAGCUCUUCGAAUUGAACGCAACAAACACGUCGCGAAGAGCUUUUAACAUCAAAUCUUGACUUUUUGUUUAUCUAGAAAAUUUGACGUAUAGAUCUAAAUUUUGGUCAUGCAACCUUUUUUCAUUUUGAACAUACUACUUAGUCGGAGAAGACAUAACCAAACGAACAUAAUUCCAGAAUUUUGUAAUACUAAAUGACCUGUUAUUGUAUUUUUAUUCAUUUAUUCAUUCGAAUUUCACCUCUGAAACAACUUUUCUCUUAAAGAGGACACCCUAACUUAAGGAACAUUUUAAAGAAAACUUGUCAAAAAAAAAGUUGGCCUUACUUACAAAAUGACGGUCAUUUUGAUUGACAGGUCAGCCAAAAUCGAAAAAAAUUUUGAUUUCCAACAUAGGACUCGUACAAAAUUUUUUUGAACUGAACAAAGGUAUACGGAUCGAAAGAGCAUAAAAAAUUAAAAAUUAGCACGAAAAAUUAAUCAAAAAUUGAAAAGACGAUUUCAAUAGCUGAAUAUUUAUUUGGAUUUCCUCAAAAAUUUCCAUUUCAAUUGGGCAAGAUUUUUCAAAAGAUGAAAGCUGAACAUUAUUUCUUUGUAGGAAGAUGUACUUAAUGCAAUUUUUGCGAUUUCCAUUUUUUUCAUAUCUUUUUGAAGAUUGGUCCAACUCGAAGUUUCAUUUUUUAUCCAAGAGAAGAUGAAUUUAAUCUUUCCAACAAAAACAACAAUAUUGAGUAGAUGACUUGAAAGAAAAAAUUUUUCGAUUUCAAAAAUAUCAAGUUCUAUAAGAAACUGAAGGGCGGAGGACAUUCCAGCGCUACGAGUCCGGCCAUUGAAAGAAGACCGUUCCAGUUUCGUUGCCCAGCGCCAGUUCUACUCAAACUGGUGCACUAGCAAUUCCACUGAUGUGGGCUGCUUCGUGCAGCAUCUAUACACGAUCUCUUGAAAUUAUUUAUUGUGCCCCUUGCUAUUAUUCUACCCCUUCAUAGUCACGAGGAGUAAACUCGUUUUCCUUUCAUCUCUGUAUAUACGUUUACUGGUUCUUUUCCCCCUCGACUCUUACCUGUUGACGCACCACCCGGCACCUGCCAGUCACCGUUUUGCAACGUACCUUGUACGACCGCGUGUGUAUGCUGUAUGAGACUGAGACUGUAUACGAGUUUCAUGUUAUUUAAAUGUAACAGAAGUGUAGUUUUUGGAAAAGGUUCUGUCUAAAUAUUCAACAGUGAAUUGUGUAUUAUUUUAAUAAUGACUACGAAAAGAAAAAAAGGACAAACCGUGCAUAGUGAAGGACGAAAUAUAAUCCGAAAUAUCAUAUGUGUUUGUGAGGAAGAAAAACGGCGAAAUUCAACCAUCCUUGAAUUGGAUAAGGCUAUGGCUAGAGUGGCACUUUACGGAGAUGUAUCGGAAAAAACAGUGAGAAGGAUUAAGAAGGAAGCACAAGAAUCCACUUCUAGCAGUUCAAAUGAGACUUGUGCGAUGCCAAAAAAACUUAGUACACCUGGUAAAAGAAGGAAACGUGCAGAGAGUACUUCGCUAAUGGAUGAAUUCAAUUUUCAAGUAAUCAGGAAAACCAUUCAAAGUUUUUACUUCGAGGACAAACCACGAGUACCAUCUCUUCGAAAACUACUACCAGUACUACAAGAAAAUAUCAAAUUCCCCUACAAAAAAGAAACGCUUCGAAAAAUUUUACAUAAAAUGGGUUACCAGUGGAAGAAAUGCGGUGCUCGAACGAAAUUGCUUAUUGAAAAACCUGAAAUCGUACAAUGGAGAGGGAAGUAUAUCAAACAAAUUCGAGAAUAUCGACGAGAGGGCCGUCCCAUAUUUUAUAUCGAUGAAACGUGCAUCAAUAACAACUCGACUUUUAAGAAAUCUAGGCAGUCGGAAUUUUCAGAAGGAGUGAUCGUAGAUACUUCAUCGAAAAAUCGGUUAAUUUUGGUACACGCAGUUUCAGAACAUGGUUUGCUACAGGGAUCAGAAUUAUUAUUCGAAGCUAAUUCUACUAAAGGUGAUUACCAUGGUCAGAUGGAUAGUGCCAAUUUUAAAAAAUGGGUGAGCGAGAAAUUAAUACCUAGCCUACCACCAAAAUCAGUGAUUGUAAUGGAUAAUGCUCCAUAUCAUACAACACUGCUCGAUAAGGUACCAACAAAAUAUGCCACAGACACGGUGAUGAAAAAUUGGCUCGAGGCAAACAACAUUCCAUACAACGACAAAAUGAGAAAAUUUGAAUUAUACGAAUUAAUAGAAGCCCAUAAACCACCAACAAAAAAAUAUGCUAUCGAUGAGUUAUUUAAAAGUCAGGGCCAUGAUGUCUUAAGACUGCCACCAUAUAUGUGCGAGCUUAAUGUCAUUCAGUUGGUGUGGUCUCAAAUAAAAAAAGAAGUUGAAGCUUCAAUUAAUAUAAGCGGAGGUAAUUUUUCAUUAGUAAAAUUACAAGAAGUUACUCGAAGAAGUAUAGAUAAUGUUAAGCCUAGUGAAGCGAAAAAGUACUCGAAUCAUGUCAUAAAAUUGGAAAAUAAAUACUGGGAAACUGAUACUCUGAUGGAAGACAAAGUAGAUGAAAUGAUUAUUCGUCUCAGCGAUGAAGAUAAUAGUGAGUAUGAUGACGAUAUCUCUUUUGAUGAAUCAUCAGAAGAAGAAAGUGCGGAAUCUGACAUAGCUUGUGCUCUGAGUGAUUCUGAUUGACGCAUAAAAUUGCAUUACCGCGGAUAAUUUUAUUGUAAAAAAAAACAUGUUAAUUAUAAAUUUCAAGUUUUGUUUGUCCUUAUUAAAAUAUAAAAUUCAGUAUUCACAUUAGAUUGAUAUGUAUGUAUUUCAUAAUUUGUAUCCUCUUUUAAACUACGUAAUAAGAUGUAUUGAAAUUUUUACUGUAUAAAUUUUCUCCAAAUAUAAUUUUCAUUGACACGAAU
Planococcus citri (citrus mealybug) is the source of this 4121-nucleotide messenger RNA. RefSeq lists its product as uncharacterized. Gene Ontology annotation, biological process: intracellular zinc ion homeostasis; zinc ion transmembrane transport; detoxification of zinc ion. Gene Ontology annotation, cellular component: membrane. The coding region runs from base 193 to 1233 and encodes 346 amino acids. Lineage: Eukaryota; Metazoa; Arthropoda; Insecta; Hemiptera; Pseudococcidae. The transcript has 9 exons. Gene Ontology annotation, molecular function: nucleic acid binding; zinc ion transmembrane transporter activity. The record is from RefSeq and is a predicted model, not a curated record.